This is a messenger RNA of Megachile rotundata (alfalfa leafcutting bee), 1293 nucleotides long. RefSeq names its product intraflagellar transport protein 22 homolog. The record is from RefSeq and is a predicted model, not a curated record. Lineage: Eukaryota; Metazoa; Arthropoda; Insecta; Hymenoptera; Megachilidae.
UUUAUUUGAAUUCGAUGUAAUAUUAUAUUUUCCAUACCAAUAUAAAACCAACUGUAAGUUAAUAAAUUAUUAAUGAAAGUAUUGUAAUUUAAAUCAUAAUUUUUCAGAAGAAAAUGUUUUUUCUUUAAAAAUGGUCUACUUUUAUAUAUAGUGUUUUUCAAACUUACAGUGUUUUGUAUUUAAACUUUUACAUCAUGAUAUCAUACUCGAAUUAAAAUCUUAAUGUAUCACAAUAAAUUAUUAUAUGUAAGUAAAUUUUGUGCUGUUAUUGUUUAUCAUUAUCAAAUAGUUCGUAAUAUUUAAUUAAAUAUGUAUGAAGUUUCAUAUUUAUUACAUUUUACUUGAUACAGAAAUAGUAGAUAUAGGUAUAAGUUAUGGUUACUAUGGUAACAAUUUUCCAAACAAUAAUGGUGAUAGUAAUUAUGUACACCAAGUAUACAUAAAUAUGCAGCCACUAAAGAUAGUUCUUAUUGGACCCAUUAGGAGUGGUAAAACAACGAUAGCUAAUUUUCUUGCGGAUGCUACAGAAGUACCCUACGAUUAUUAUCCAACUCAAGGUGCUCGAAUAUUAGAAUUUGAAGUAAAUAAUAUAAGUGCGGAUAAUAAGUAUAUUACGAAAGAUAUCGAAUUGUGGGAUUGUAGUGGAGAUCAUAAAUUUGAAAAUUGUUGGCCCGCUAUAAGAAAAGAUUUACAUGGUGUUAUACUUGUGUAUAGUGAAAGAUCAAACGACUGUUUAAAAGUACUUCAACAAUUAUAUGAUUAUUUUAUUGACCAAAUAAAAUUAGGUCCAGACAAAUGUGUAAUAUUCUGUUAUGAUCCUGAAAAUAAAAAUCCUGAGAUAUCAAAAAUUAUUUCAUCAACAUUUGUGAAAGUAUCCCAUGUAAAAUGCAAUAUAGAAAGUGGUGGAAAUAAACUAAGAGCUGAUUUUUCCGCAUUCUUGAGUACAAUACUUAGCAAAAUGCACAAUUAUAAUGAACAAGAAGAUAAGAAUACUUCAAUUAAUAGCAUAUUAUUUACAAAAUAAUGUAAUGUGUUGUAUGAUUGUUAUAUAACAUUUUUAUAUAUGGGGUGAAGGAAUAACAACUGUCAUAUGAAAUAAUUUUUUAUUUAUUCAUUCCAGUAAAUUAUUUCGUAUGAAAUCUAUAUUUACAUAUUGUAACGUAUUUUAUGCAUAAUCAAUAAACUAAAUAAUUAAAAAAUGCAAUUUAAAAAAAUACAGUUUUACCCUUAAAAAUCUUCCGUAUAUUUUGUCUUAAACAUUAAUUCUAAAGUUGAAGUUAUUAAAAGUAUAUA